ACCCCUUUUUCAAUGACAUGUUUGAUCAAAUUAUGAUACAUGUAUGUGCACAAUGGGAGAUCAUGCAGCUUCCAACAGAAGAUAGACAGAGAAUGACGUGAUGACUUUAGUAUUCUAAUCAUGGAAGAGAGAACCCCAGGGGACGACGAAAAGGGCCCUGUUAGGAAACGACCGAGGAUAUAUGCUGAUGAUGACAGAUCUACAGACCUGGAAGACAAUGAACUUAGAUACUCAGAUCAAACGGGGUCCACCAUCCAGGAUAGAAAGAGCUCAGAUCCGUUUCCUGAUUUAACAAAGGACCAGCGUGUCGUUCUCUACACCUUGUUAUUGUGUGUUGAUGAUGGCAGUGAUGUCGUUUUGGAUGAUGACGUCACUAUGGGUGACAUUGAUGUCAGGAGGACACUGAAUGAGUUGGAGGAGAAAGUACUGGUGACACGUUACGGUGACAGUAAACGUUUCCACAUUCGGCGAUAUAAAGAGAUAAUGAAAUCUUACAGAGAAAAUUGUCUGCUGAGUGACAUAGACAAAGACUUCUACAUGCAGGUCGCUUCAGAUUAUUCCCUACGUAUGUAUACAUUAGAGUAUCUCAUUGAGGAUACUGACAUAGAACAGCCUGUGGACAUCCCUAUAACGUUGAUGAGACUGGUUGUGGAGGGACGGAUAGAGGAUGUUAUUAUUCCGUCGUAUGAAGAUUUUAGUGAUCGGCACAUCCAUGAGGGCUUCUUUGAUAAGGAGUUUCAGACUUUUAUACAAGAAUGGUGUAGGAUGAAGAACCUAGACCCUAUAGCAUGGGCAAAUGGAAUUUCAUACGAGGAAGCUGUGAGAUUUGUAUCAGCAUAUUCAAUCCUAGGAAGAUUUGAGAAAGGAUUCACAAAAUUGGUAUCUGACCAGAAGAAGUGGAGCAUACUAGUUUCCAUUUUGAUGUCUGAUAACUAUAGCAUCAGAGUAAAUACCUUGUGCGAGGAGAAACACAGAAAAAUCCUAGGGGCGUUUCCUUCUUUAAGGGAAUUAAACCAUGAUAUGAGAACAACUGAAGCUAUUGACUUGAUUAAAGAUAUGGUGUACAACGACAAGGUGUUAACAAUGAAUGGAGAUGGUAGUAGCGGGACUGUGGAGUUUGUAUCGGAUGAUGUCCGCCAUCAGGUGAUGGGUUACUUUGUUCUGAAUUGUCUGAAGACUGAGGAGGACUAUACGAACUACCUCAAUCUGUCGUCUGUGAACUCGUUAUUGGAAUACGUCCGUACUUGGUGGCAUGAUCCAGAUGAUGGGGAGAGAUGCUUGUAUAUACCGGAAAGGAUGAAGGAGUUGCUUAUCACACAACUGGGGAUAGACGUAAUACGACACGCCAUGGUGGAGGAGAGAUGGGGCAGAGACGGUGACAAUGAACGAUUCAUUACAGUAAGAGAGAUGGUGUCUAAAAGACUGAAUAUCCCACAUAGUGUAUUUGAAGAACGUCAGGAUACAAAAGUCCGUUUGUGCAGUUUUCUAAAGACAGCAAUACAGGAACAAGAGGUCUCAAAUCGAUGGAUUUAUAACAGUCUUCUUGGAUCGUUUAUGAUCGGAGAGAAUUCACCUAUAUCCAAAGAUGUGCUACCCUGUAUAACGUCUAUGAAGAAAUGGAGUAUUCUCGUUGUUAUUUUGAUGUCAGUUGACUACAAACUGGACGCACACAAACACUGGAAAGAGGAUUUGAUCAACAUCAGAAAAGCAUUCCCAGUAUUGCAAAGCGAGGAUGUUGAGGAAGAUGAUGUUCUUAUAGAGGAUUUAAUGAAGGACAAAGUACUGGGAGUAGACGAGAUAAACAACGUGAUAUUUGUAUCCGAUGAUGUCCGCCAUCUUGUAAUGAGCUUCUUUGUCAAAUUUUGUCUUCAAACUGAUGAUGAUUAUAAAAACUACCUCAAUCUGUCGUCUGUGGACUCGUUAAUGGAGUAUUCCCGUAACUGGCUGUAUAUACCAAAAGAAGGAGAACGACACAUGUAUAUACCGGAGGAGAUGGAAGAGUUGUUUAUCAGGAGACUGGGGAUAGACGCUAUACUACACGUCAUGGUAGAGAAGGAAAACUACUUGAAGUUGAAAGAAAGGAGAGAUACUGUUUCUGCAGUUUUGAAAGUACCUCGGGAAAUCCUUGAAUGGGACUAUGCUGCGCGAAGCAGAUACGCAGAAUGUGCCAGGAAAGGAACUCAAACAACACACAGAGCUCGUGCAAUGAUAGUUGGAUGCGCAGGGGCUGGGAAAUCUACCCUGCUUAAACGUCUACAGAAACGAAGUCUGGAUGAACUGAAAAAGGUUCAGUCUACUGUAGGAUUAGAAGUACACGAAGACAUAUUUGAGAUUACUCCAGAAUCUGAUUGCCUAAAAGAUCUACCAGUUGACACAGAUAAAGUGGGGAAACAACUCUUGAGCGUUGUGGACUUUGGUGGACAGUGUGCCUAUUACGCAUGUCAUCAGGUCUACCUCAGUAGAAGAGCUUUUUAUCUUCUCGUCAUUGACAUGUCUAAAGCAUUUGAUGAGAAAGUUGACCCAAAACUCUGUGAACAGACAGGGACAAUGUUUACUGACUGGUCUUAUGGGGAAUACCUGUUGUUUUGGUUGAAGUCAGUGCAUACCUACUGUGACAAUGACGCCCCAGUGAUCAUCGUUGGAACACAUUUAGACGAAGCCAAAGCUCAGAACUCUGACACCCUCUACAACAACAUCCUGGAUAAUCUAAAGUUCGACAAACAUCUGAAGUCACACCUGAAUAGGAAACGAUGUUUCGUUCUAGGCUUUAAAUCCGAUGGUUCAUCAUUCCACGACACGCUUUCUGAACUAGAGAAAUGCAUGGUUUCAAUUGCAAAAGAAGACAGAUGGAAAGAAUCCAUUCCCACAGACUGGGCACUAUCUGAAGUCGUACUUGGAGAACUGAAAAGACGGAAAGAGAGAAUACAGUCUGUAACGGAAUUAUCAGAGAAAUGUUUUGGGGAAAACAAAGAGAAAUACACACAAAUCCGCGAUAUUCUGAAAUUUUAUCACGAUAUAGGCGUUAUACUACACUUUGACGAAAGUUCGCUUGCCGAAACUGUCAUCAUUGACAUCCAGUGGUUUGUUGAUUCCUUUAAGAACAUAAUAACCGAUCCAAACCAUAUCAGGGAUUUUGUCGACAACGAUCGCGAUUGGUAUUCCUUUUACAUAAGUGGUCAUAUACUGGACAGACUUUUAACCGAUAUUUGGACUAGUCGGCACUUUGAAAUGGACCACUGGGAAAGGAAUCAAAACAAAGCAAACUUGUUGCAAUAUAUGCAACGACUUGGUCUUAUUGCAGUUGGUACAUAUGCACAUUACAUACCCUGUAUGAACAAGCGGAGCUUUGGUAUGCAAGAAGAGAACUUUUUCCACACCAGCCAAAGCAAAACAUCAGUCCUGGUCUUUCGAUUUCAAUUUUUGCCAUAUUUUUUUUAUUUCCGGCUUAUUGUUGCUUGUUUGACGAAAACCAAUGGCGAAUGGAUCGUUUUAGAAGACAACGGACUCUGCUUAUAUAAAAACGUGGCUUGCUUUGUAUAUAAGCAACAUGCAAUAGCUCUCGCUGUGAAUAGAUGUUCAAUUCAGCUUCAGGUUUUUCAACCUAGCAAAGAUGUAAUUGUGAAAGAUGUUACUCUAGAAAUCCGUGACAAUAUUGAACGAUUGCUGAACGGUCUGACCAGUAACUUUCACAAGAAAGUGAUGUACACUGUAGGAUACCAAUGUUCAAAACAGGAAGUGUUUCGUGAACAUGAUGACUGUUUUGUCGAAGAGAGAGACAUUCAUGGGAAAGGAAAAAUCACUUGCCCAAAGCAUGGAAUGAUCAAUCAUCAUAUUCUGAGUGAAUCUACUCUUUUGGUUUAUUGGAAGCAGGAUGUCCUAGCCGAGAUAACAGAUUUGGAUGAUCUCAUGGACAGAGAUGAGUGCACCAGUCUGUCUGAGCCUGAGUUAAGGAAAUUCAAUUUCAAGACUUUUGACGAACUCACAAAGAUUGGACGAGACGCACUCCAACUUUAUUUUGACAGAAUAUUUCCACCAAUGGACUUGGCCACUGUACUCACCAAUAACAAACAAAGACUACAGCAAGGACAUCAGAGACUGGAUACAGACCAAUGUACCCUACUAUUUCCAGGUAUCAAAACCAUCAUCCUUUUCCACUUAGUCCUACUUCGUUUUCACAAGGGGCAUAUUGGUUUGCUCCUGUCAGUCAGUAUAUCAGGUGUUGCCUGCUCAAAGAAAGCCGAUAAAUCGAUUCCCUCCUCAACUGCUUUUGAUGUGACCGUCAUGUACAAACUGUUGAGGAAUUACGGACCAAAUCUUCCACCACCGACCAAAGGCUGGGGGAAGAAACCCGACAUUGGAGAAAAACGUCCUACGGAUGACGUGGAGAGAAUCCGGUUCUACAGGAAUGAGGUAGAACAUAAAACACGGACAACUAGCGUCAUGGAGAAGGAUGACUUUAAACUGAAAUGGGAGGACCUUUCUCAGGCAAUAUUAAGACUGAGUAGUGGUUCCUUGAAGAAAGACAUUAUGGCAUUGAGACAACAACGAUAAACACACUAUGAUCAUGAGACACGUAAUAGAAUAGCCAGUUCAGAAUCAAGAGUUUGAGUUCGUGAAAGUGUUGCCGUGGUAACUGCGUAUGGCCAUACACAUACCGUGUUUCAUUCCAUGAGACGUGCCUCAUAUUUUGUCAGGAAAUACAUGCUUGUUAUUUUACCAUAAUGCGAACAUCAAGUCAUGCAUGUUUCGUGUAAAUAGUAGAAAAAUUAUGAAUGGAAAGACACUACUGUACAUGUUAUAACAACUAUGUUUGAAGAAAUGAACUAUAUGAUUUAGAUGUGUGAUUAACUCGUAUCGUGAUUACACAUCUACAAUACACACGUAAUAUGUAUUGUCUGGGCAGCUCUGUACACAGCAAUGAAGUGCCAGUUUUUAGGUAUCAUUUCCUCUUUUGUCGAAACGUUAAUUAACAUUAAUCACUCAUUCAUAAUGAAGACAAUGAUGAGAAUUAUUGGAUAUAGAAAUAUUGGGAAACGAGGUUUGAUUAUAGCUAAGUUGUGUACAUAUAUGUAUUGUGUGGUUCAGGGAAAUACAGAUCACGUGUAUCAUACAUCAUUAUCUAAUCGUAAUAAAUAUAUAAUCAAAAAUAGUUUGUUGAAAUUCCAAUGAUUGAUCUUGCUAAUUACAUCCCCACUACAAAAUUGAUAAAAAUUUACAUUUCCAGCAGCUGUUAACGGGUUUUCCACCAAACUUAGGGGCCUUAAACCCUUAAUAAAACAUUAAAUUCGAUCUAAUAAAUUGCAUUAUCUACUUUGGAAAUAGUGCAAUAUUUUGUAUUAAAAUGUAAUAAUGUAUUUCUAUCAAUUACUUGGUGGGUAAAUGCAAAAAUUGCAGGUCGGGAAGUCAUCAUGUUGCAUUGUUUGUAUUUAAACUCACUUUUAAUUCACAGACACACAUAUUCUAAACCGCGGCAAAAAAAAUCAAAUAAAAAAAAACAACGUUACAGUAAUGGAAAUGUGAUUAAAAUAAUUUUCAGUGGGUAGUGAGAAAAGAACAAACAGUAAGUUAUAACCAGUUGGACAUUUACCUGUAUGUAUCUAUAAACCGGUGAAGGACUUAAU
Molecule: messenger RNA, 5621 nt
Organism: Ostrea edulis (European flat oyster)
Lineage: Eukaryota; Metazoa; Mollusca; Bivalvia; Ostreida; Ostreidae
Exons: 16
Coding region: 121-4551 (1476 amino acids)
Source: RefSeq, a predicted model, not a curated record